CCCCGCCCCCCCACUUCCUCCUCUCUCUCGGCUAUAAACCUCUCGACCUCGCUCUCCUUCGAUACCGACACGAACGAGGCCAAGCAAACCUAAUUCUUCUCUGAAGCCAUCUCUCCGAACCCAAUCAUGGGAGAAGAGGACGCCUCUCUCUCCUCCUAUCCACAUACCCAUCCCGUGGAUCGCCCCCGAGAACCAGCCGCAGGGGAUCAUGGGCCGGCGGUGGAGGACCCGAAGGAGGCUUCCGGCGAAGAUCGGAUCGAAGGGGAUAGUAGUGCGUACCGGAAGGAGGAGCGGCUCGUAGGUCCGCCGUCGCACUUGCCGCAGCCGCAGGCGCCGCCGGGUCUCACCAAGGCGCGGUCCACUGGGCCGGAUGAAGAGCGCCGCCCCAUCGAACGCUCCGUCUCCCUCAACUCCACCGCCGCUGCCGUAGACGUCUCCGCGAUCGGGAAGUACCUCCACAACCGGGGCAGCGUUUUCUCCGCCGCCAUCGCGAAGCGAAUCUCCUCCCUCAAGGUGCCCCCAUCCGGCGACGGCGACUGCGGGCCCAACGGGUCCGUAACCGAGUUCCGCCUCUCGGGACUCAAGGUGAUCGUACGGCUCAAGGGCGAGAACGAGCGGGCGGAGGCCGAGCCGGAGGGCGGCGAGAUCAAGGGCCGGGUCAGCUUCUUCUCGCGCUCCGGCUGCCGCGACUGCGGCGCCGUCCGAUCAUUCUUUCGUGAGCAGGGCCUCCCGUACGUGGAGAUCAACGUGGACGUGUUCCCGGAGCGACAGCGGGAGCUGGUGGAGCGGACGGGGAGCUCAGCCCUGCCAGCGAUCUUCUUCAACGAGAAGCUGCUUGGGGGGCUGGUGGCGCUCAACUCGCUGCGUAACAGCGGGGAGUUCGAACGGCGGCUGCGGGAUAUGGCCGGGGUGCGGUGUCCGGAUGCGGCGCCGCGGGUGCCGGCGUACGGUUUCGACGACGAGGAAGAGUUGCGCGGGGAGCGGCCGGACGUGAUGGUGGCGAUGGCGCGGGUUCUGCGUCACCGCCUCCCGAUCCAGGACCGGAUCACCAGGAUGAAGCUGGUCAGGAACUGCUUCUCCGGGAGCGACAUGGUGGAGGCCAUCAUCAACCACCUCGACUGCGGCCGCAAGAAGGCUGUGGAAAUCGGUAAAGAGCUCGCCAGGAAGCACUUCAUACAUCAUGUAUUUCGGGAGAAUGACUUUGAAGACGGGAACAACCAUUUCUACCAUUUUCUUGAGCAUGAACCAGUAAUUCCAAAAUGUUUCAACUUUAGAGGAUCAACAAAUGACAAUGAACCCAAACCAGCUACCAUUGUCGGCCAGAGGCUAACUAAGCUAAUGACUGCAAUACUUGAAGCCUAUGCAUCCGAUGAUAGGCGUCAUCUGGACUAUGGCCGUAUCGGUGCCAGCGAGGAGUUCCGUAGAUACGUUAACCUGGUCCAAGAUCUUCAACGGGUCGACAUUUUUGGCCUGUCAGCUGAUGAGAAGUUGGCCUUCUUCCUGAAUUUAUACAAUGCAAUGGUCAUUCAUGCCAUUAUCAGAAUCGGCCAACCUGGAGUGAUCGACAGGAGGGCUUUCUACACCGACUUCCAGUAUAUAGUUGGAGGCUAUCCUUUUUCGCUUUCCUCCAUAAAGAAUGGCAUCCUCCGUUCCAACAGAAGGCAGCCUUACUCCUUGGUCAAGCCUUUCAGUGCUGGUGACAAGCGAUUAGAGUUGGCUUCCACAAAGGUGAACCCUUUGAUCCAUUUUGGUCUAUGCAAUGGAACCCGUUCGAGUCCAACAGUGUGGUUCUUCUCUACCGAAGGGGUUGAAGUAGAACUCAGGCACGCUGCAAGAGAGUUUUUCCUUCGUGGCGGGAUCGAAGUGGAUCUUGAGAGGAGAGUUGUCUAUCUCACCAGGAUUAUUAAAUGGUACGAUGCUGAUUUUGGAGAAGAAAAAGAUAUCCUUAAUUGGAUAUUGAGCUACCUCGAUGCAACUAAAGCUGGGCUUUUGACUCAUCUUCUGAAUGACGGAGGUCAUAUCAACAUAUCCUACCAAAACUUCGACUGGUCUCCAAACUACUGAAGAGUCUCAACGCCCCAACUCCACUUUCUGACGUGAGAAGGUACUAAUAAUAUUUUUUGAAGGUUUUCUAAAAGACCAAGCAUAUGGCAGAUAGACACGAGAUUGAAAUGUGUAGGUCGCAGACUAUAGUUAUAUACACAUGUUGUAUGUAGAACCAUGAAUCUCACUCAUAAUUACCAAUAGUUGUACUGGUAGUGUUGGAGUGUUUGAUCGUACAGGCCACCAGCACUGUGUCACUCAUGCUCAUGAAAGCUGUAGUAGUGCUUGUAAGAAUGCAAUGUGGUGUUCUACACAUGCGUCUAUUUGUUGGAUUACUGUAGCAUCUGUGUUCUGAUACCCAACUUAUGGGAUUCUUAUGCCAAAUAAUACCGUAAAAAGAUGACAAGGAACUUAUGGUGGGAUCAAA
Molecule: messenger RNA, 2470 nt
Organism: Musa acuminata subsp. malaccensis (wild Malaysian banana)
Lineage: Eukaryota; Viridiplantae; Streptophyta; Magnoliopsida; Zingiberales; Musaceae
Biological process (GO): intracellular signal transduction
Source: RefSeq, a predicted model, not a curated record